This is a messenger RNA of Trypanosoma brucei brucei TREU927, 1377 nucleotides long. RefSeq lists its product as hypothetical. Lineage: Eukaryota; Euglenozoa; Kinetoplastea; Trypanosomatida; Trypanosomatidae. Bases 1 to 1377 code for a protein of 458 amino acids. The transcript has a single exon. The record is from RefSeq and is a predicted model, not a curated record. Gene Ontology annotation, molecular function: phosphatidylinositol binding; ubiquitin binding. Gene Ontology annotation, biological process: protein transport to vacuole involved in ubiquitin-dependent protein catabolic process via the multivesicular body sorting pathway.
AUGGUGCUCCUCUCUGUUCUGGAUAAAGCAAAGGACAUGGCUUCGCGUCUUCUACCAACGCCUUACCUGGAACUUGUAGAGGAGGCCACUGAACCAUGCUUAAGUACUCCUAAACUAUCGGCUGUGACGCUGCUAUGCGACAAUGCCAAUACGCGGGCGGAAAGCGUGGCCGAUGUUGUGCGGGCUGUCCGCCGCCGCAUCGCCAAUUCUGAUCCAACUGUGCAGUAUCUCACAGUUAUUGUGCUGGAGUCGCUUGUCAAAAAUUGUAACACGAAGUUGCACACGGAAGUCGCUGCGCAGAAAGGCAUUGUGAAGGAACUGUACAACAUUGCCACCCGCAGCGCUACCAGUGAGAAGGAGUGCUUAGCGAAGGAAGCAGCUUUGGCGCUCAUUCUUAAUUUCUCUGUUUGGUUUGCAGGGCAUCCCAACAGCCGGUUAAAGUUCUUGACGUCAGUCGCUGAGGCUGUUCGACGGGCUGUAGGGCCCAAUGCAUUUGAUGGAAUCCAGCCCGACAUUGAUACGCGACUCUCCAUGGCAGUAGGCCCAACGGGCCAGCGCACCCGUCCCCCGGCGAAGCAACCGAACAAAUCAAUACACCAUCCACCAGAAACUGGACUCCCGCCGGGAGCACACGUGGUAGACGCAAUUGGCAUCGUUUUACCAACGGACGAGGAGCUAGGUACCAUGCUUGACGUAUGUAUGACCCUUGCAGAAUACCUCAAUGACAUCAAAGUGAACGAGGACGGAAGUGUAGAAAUGGAUGACGUUAUCGAGAGUAUUCUCAGUAGUAUACGCAGCAGCAAUAAACUAAUUUUAUUGAUCCUUGGUUCUGAUCUGAAGCCGAGUAACAGGGAAAUGCUUGUGGAUGUUUGCAACAGCCAAAAUAAUCUGAUGCAGCGCCUGUCCAAGCGGGCACCUUCACAAGAUACACGACAGGGCGGCACCACAGCACAAUCGACUUCAGAUUCACUGUCGGGGGCCUCGGUGGCUGCGACCGCUAAAACGCCAUCAGCAAGUUCAAAAAUGACGGCGGCAAGUGCAGCAAAGCCAAGUGCCCCACCCGAAACCCCAAAGGAGCAGCCGGUGAAAUUGUUGGGCGCAUCUCAAACAGUGAAAAGGCCAGUGAAGCCAACAGGGGGUGAAAGUGCCGCACAUCCACAAAACCCUCUUGACCUACUUGACGACCUAUUCCCGGCUGCGCCCGCCCAGGCUCCUGCAGCGGCACCGCCGGCAGUUGAGGCGGUGGGAAAGGGAGCAGAAAAUAACUGUGAAGAUAUGUACAGUAGUGAAGAGGUUUCUGAAGAAAGAAACCGGAAACCGGUUAAGCACGUUUAUACCGAUUUUGAAGACCUUUUGGCGCGACAGGCACCAAAGUAG